This is a messenger RNA of Cyclospora cayetanensis, 1440 nucleotides long. RefSeq names its product ferrochelatase. Gene Ontology annotation, molecular function: protoporphyrin ferrochelatase activity. Gene Ontology annotation, biological process: heme biosynthetic process. The transcript is spliced from 7 exons. Lineage: Eukaryota; Apicomplexa; Conoidasida; Eucoccidiorida; Eimeriidae. The record is from RefSeq and is a predicted model, not a curated record. The coding region runs from base 1 to 1440 and encodes 479 amino acids.
AUGCGGCUAACGCGGCUCGCUGGAAUGCUUAGUACCAAGGCUCGGGCUGUUUUUGCUUCGUGCAUCCAUAGUCCGAGCAGUUGCGACAGCACUAUUAUUUGCAGGGCCGGCUGUAGCAGCAAGAGCAGCUUCGGGGGGGAACGAAGAUGCAGCAGCAGUGCAGCAGCAAGAGCUGCUGCAGAUACAUGGCGGGGAACUCAUAAUCAAAAGCAACACCAUAAGCAGCGUCAAGAGCAACUGCAGAAAAUCAACAACAAGGAGCAGCAGCUGCUCAGCCCAUCAGCUGCCAACUGGCAACAACUGUGGCAUCACUCAAAUUCUCACGCACCCAAGUUCUCGGAAGCCAGGUGUAACAGCAGUAGGGAUUGCAACAACAGCAGCCGUAGUACAAAUGUAGUCCAUGUUGUUCUUCUCAACCUAGGUUCCCCGGCAGAGCCAACAUACACAGCACUGUGGAUGUACCUGAGACGUACGUCAGCAGCAAGGUAUUCCAAAAUCUGGCUCUCUCAGGAGGCCGUUAAGGAGCAGCUUGCUCCUGCCGCAGCUGCUCUGCAGGAGCGGCAGCAGCAGCAUCGGGAGCAAGAGCAGUCUUUGCUUCAACGACAAUUGCAAGGUGUCCUUCAGGGUGGUUCGGCGUCCCCGUUGUUGGUGCAUCAUCUGUCGCUUGCGGCGCGGCUACAGAAGCAACUGGACUUGCAGCAGCAGCAGGGGAUCCCACGCUUUGAAGUCGCAGCAUGCAUGCGUUACGGUAGCCCUGACGUCGCUAGUGUGUUGCAGCAGUUGCGGCAGCAGCAUCAGCAGCUGAAGCUGCUGCUUCUCCCCCUCUACCCUCAGAGCACAGCGUCGUGCACUGCAUCGGCAUUCGAUGAAGUGUUUUCUGAGCUCAAGAGAUGGAGAGUGAUGCCGGAUUUGCGAAUGGUUGCGGGAUAUUCAAAGCAUGAGCGUUACAUUGACGCCAUCGCGGCCUUGGUGAAGAAAUUUUGGGAACAAAACGGGCGGGGCGACCAUUUAUUAUUUUCGUACCACAGCAUUCCGCUUGACAUGAGCCGCUCGGCGGGGGAUCCCUACGCUUGUCUCUGCUUCCAGACGUCUCGACUUGUCGCGGAGAAGCUUGAUUUGCAGCCUGAAGAGUACGAGGUGGCAAUGCAAUCGAGGACGGGGUGCUCGGCAUGGGCGGAGCCCUACCUCAUCCCUGCUCUGGAGGCACUGGCGAAGGCCGGAUGCCUGCAGGUUGACGUGGUUCUGCCGGGGUUUGCUGCUGACUGCCUUGAAACGCUCGAGGAGAUUCAGCAAGAGGCCGCCGCUCACUUCAAAGCUGUCACGGAUGGUCGCGGAGAGUUACGUGUAGUGCCUUGUUUGAAUGACAGCGACGAGGCUGUUAAUCUGAUUGAAUCUCUUGUUUUGGAGAACACCCAACAGUGGUGGCGGCAGCCCGCAUAG